Caretta caretta (loggerhead turtle) is the source of this 4191-nucleotide messenger RNA. RefSeq names its product WD repeat domain 48 (gene WDR48). Gene Ontology annotation, biological process: double-strand break repair via homologous recombination. Lineage: Eukaryota; Metazoa; Chordata; Testudines; Cheloniidae. The record is from RefSeq and is a predicted model, not a curated record. Gene Ontology annotation, molecular function: ubiquitin binding.
AUCAUGACUGCUUAUUUUGCUUAAAAGUCUUUUGUGAGCGACCUUGUGUAAAGCUUCCUGAAAGUCCAAGUACACGCUAUAGCCACUGGAUCACCUUGUCCACAUUCUUAGUGACACUCUCAAAGAAUUCUAAUAGAUUGAUGAGUUUCAACCAAUUUGCGUGGUACUGAAGUUAGGCUUAUCAGCCUGUAAUUGCCGGGAUCGCCUCUGAAGCCAUUUUAUAAAAAUUGGUAUUACAUUAGGUAUCUGCCAGUCAUCUGGUACAGAAGCUGAUUUAAGUGAUAGGUUACAUACAAGAGCUAGCAGUUCUAAAGUUUCAUGUUGGAGUUCCUUCAGAACACUUGGGUCUCCUAUGUGAUUAGAGAUGAGGUAGAGAAGUAUAAUCGAAAUGGUGUAAAUGCACUCCAGCUGGAUCCAGCAUUAAACAGACUCUUCACGGCGGGUCGAGACUCUAUAAUAAGGAUAUGGAGUGUCAAUCAGCACAAGCAAGACCCUUAUAUAGCAUCUAUGGAACAUCACACUGAUUGGGUAAACGAUAUUGUACUUUGUUGCAAUGGUAAAACAUUGAUAUCUGCUUCUUCAGAUACUACUGUUAAAGUGUGGAAUGCACAUAAGGGAUUUUGCAUGUCAACACUAAGGACACAUAAGGAUUAUGUGAAGGCCUUAGCAUAUGCAAAAGAUAAAGAACUGGUAGCAUCUGCCGGGCUGGACAGACAGAUAUUCCUCUGGGAUGUAAAUACUCUAACAGCACUGACUGCCUCAAACAAUACUGUCACAACUUCUUCCCUGAGUGGGAACAAAGAUUCCAUUUACAGCCUUGCGAUGAAUCAAAUGGGAACAGUAAUUGUAUCGGGGUCCACUGAAAAGGUUUUAAGGGUAUGGGAUCCAAGGACUUGUGCAAAGCUGAUGAAACUUAAAGGGCACACGGAUAACGUAAAAGCUUUGUUGUUGAACAGAGAUGGCACACAGUGUCUUUCAGGCAGCUCUGAUGGAACUAUUCGUCUAUGGUCCCUUGGCCAGCAGAGAUGUAUAGCCACAUAUCGAGUCCACGAUGAAGGUGUUUGGGCUCUGCAGGUCAAUGAAGCCUUCACUCAUGUUUAUUCAGGAGGAAGAGACAGGAAGAUUUAUUGCACAGAUUUACGAAAUCCUGAUAUCCGUGUGCUCAUCUGUGAAGAAAAGGCACCAGUUCUUAAGAUGGAACUUGAUAGAUCAGCUGAUCCUCCUCCAGCCCUUUGGGUUGCAACAACUAAAUCUUCUGUGAAUAAGUGGACUUUGAAGGGAAUUCAUAAUUUUAGAGCUUCUGGGGACUAUGACAAUGACUGUACCAAUCCUAUAACACCUCUUUGUACACAGCCUGACCAAGUUAUCAAAGGGGGUGCUAGUAUUAUUCAGUGCCACAUUCUUAAUGACAAGAGACAUAUAUUAACCAAAGAUACAAAUAAUAAUGUGGCAUACUGGGAUGUAUUGAAGGCAUGUAAAGUUGAAGACCUUGGGAAAGUAGAUUUUGAAGAAGAAAUUAAGAAGAGAUUUAAAAUGGUGUAUGUGCCAAACUGGUUCUCAGUAGACUUAAAAACUGGGAUGUUGACAAUUACUUUAGAUGAGAGUGACUGCUUUGCAGCUUGGGUCUCAGCAAAAGAUGCUGGAUUUAGCAGUCCAGAUGGAUCUGAUCCAAAAUUGAAUCUCGGAGGGCUUCUAUUACAAGCUCUUCUAGAGUAUUGGCCUAGAACACACAUCAAUCCAAUGGAUGAAGAGGAAAAUGAAAUAAAUCAUGUGAAUGGUGAGCAGGAGAACAGAGUACAGAAAGGAAAUGGAUACUUUCAGGUACCACCGCAUACACCAGUUAUCUUUGGUGAAGCUGGAGGACGCACUUUGUUCAGGUUAUUAUGUCGGGAUUCAGGUGGUGAAACUGAAUCUAUGCUGCUUAAUGAAACUGUGCCACAAUGGGUAAUUGACAUCACUGUGGAUAAAAAUAUGCCCAAAUUCAAUAAGAUUCCUUUCUACCUUCAACCUCAUUCGUCUUCAGGGGCAAAAACUUUAAAAAAAGACCGAUUGUCAGCUAGUGACAUGCUGCAGGUCAGAAAAGUGAUGGAACAUGUUUAUGAGAAAAUCAUAAACCUGGAUAAUGAAUCUCAGACAACUAGCUCCUCCAAUAAUGAAAAAGCUGGAGAACAAGAGAAAGAGGAGGACAUUGCUGUGUUAGCAGAAGAAAAGAUUGAACUAUUGUGCCAGGACCAGGUUUUGGAUCCAAAUAUGGACCUUCGAACUGUUAAGCACUUCAUAUGGAAGAGUGGUGGUGAUCUGACACUUCACUACCGACAGAAAUCAACGUGAAAGGAAUGAUGGACUCAAAUGGUUGUUCAUUUACUUGACCUUACUGUACUGGUUCCAAGAGUAGUACUAUAGAAGCCCACUGAACCCUAAGGUAGAUGAGACUUCUAAUGACUCAGUAUGGACCAGAGAGUAUACAUUUAAUAACUGAAGUGACUAAUAGAUCUGUAAUAUAGAGAAAAAAAUCUAUAUGACUUAAACUAAAGUCUGUCCUAGCUAAGGCACAGCAAGUGAAAUGAGAAGUCCCUAGUGGUUCAUGUUAUGUGAGGUAUACAGAGAACAGAUGAUAAUCCAGUGCAGACUUUUGCUUCCUUCUGGUUUUGUUUUUUCCAGAGCAUUAAAUUUUCAUCUGCUCGGGCUUGAUAUGAAACACUGUUUUGGCCAUAUUAGUCACUAUGUUCAUAAUGCAUGCACUGUAUUUUUUGAAUACAUUCCAUUCAUAUAUUACCUACAAUGAUUUUUCACAGGUUAUUCAUAAAAAUAAUUUUUACCACUUAGAGAAAUCUCAAAAAACACCGAAUGCUAUUGCACACUUGAAAGUAGUAGCCCAUUUAAUUGUAAGUCAAAGGUUAACAUAAUUAGAAUUGUUUUAAUACUGCAGUUCAAACGUUCUUAUAGAGAGCUAUUGCCAUUCAGAUUGAGAACACUAGAGAAGUAUUAUAGCAGGGUCAGUCCAGUGAUGCUGUGCAUCAUAAUAGAAUAAACAUGUUUUGCAAAAUUUAAUAGAUUUUUUUAAAAAAAAUAUAAUUCUUCCUGCAAUGUGUCCUUGUUUUAAAGACACGCUAGUUGGAAUUCCAAGAAACUGUGCUCUAUACUUCUGUGGCAUUUUGUUAAAAAAUUUAAGACCAUUCUGAAAAUUUAAAUUUUAUUUGUUGAUGUCAGUAGCAAAUUUCAUACCCAUGAUAUAAAAGCAUUUGUAUUCUUUUUUCCCAAGUUUUAUAUGCAGAUUUUGUUAUAGCUGUACACAUCUUCUUUUCCUGUUCUUUCUAAAAAUCUAAGGCUUUCAUAUAUUCAUAGUAGCCUUGUAUAAAGUUUAACUUACUGGGGAGGGGAAAGCAUUUCAUCUUUUGGCAAGAAAAUUUGGGACUGUCCCAAAAGACUAUUUGUAGCCAAAACAAAUUAAAAAUCCUCACCACAAAAUUGUGUACAAUAUGACUCUUGUCUGAAACAGAAGCACAAGUGCCUUCAAAGGGCAGUAUAUUUAUUCAAGUUUCUUCAGGAGACGUGUGCUCUUGCCCUUCCUGUGUUUUGCUAUCAGGAUUUAGGCUGGGGCCUACAGAAAGUCCCAGAUACAUUACUGGGAUUUUAUAGUGAUCAAACUACAAAAAAAAAUUUUUUUUCCCACUGGCAUAUGUUAGAAAAAUAUCCAAAUGCAUUAUGUCCUGGACAAAGUCACCACUUAAACAAGAGGGUAUGGUUAAGAAUUAAGCUAGCAUGUCUUUUUCCCUUCCUUGAAAGGAAGCCCCAUUUCUGUGCAUACUCCAUUUGACACAAUUGUGCUAUAUUGCACAUUUUUAGUGAUAUUUGUGAAUUAAAUGGUUUAGCAGAACUGUGUAACUUUUAUUAAUAAAUUGUCCUGAAUUGUAUUUAUUAAUAGCAGAGGUCUAUGCUUUGUUCUAAUAGACAGUGAUUCUUUCUGGUUGUCUUGCUGUCCCUUUGUAUACAUUGUAACUGCUCCCAGUUCAUUCGUUCAUUCGGGGGUUUUUUUGUUUGUUUGUUUUUUUGUCUGAAAUCAGCCAAGGUUACUCUUCCAACCAUCCCAAUAAUGCAGUUUCAGGAGAGAUUGAAGGGCGUCUGCAAUGCCAAAAGGGUAAAUUAUCUGUAUUUCACAGUUGUACAGAAUAAAAGGCUUUAGUUAAAAUA